This is a messenger RNA of Trichomonas vaginalis G3, 261 nucleotides long. RefSeq lists its product as uncharacterized. Bases 1 to 261 code for a protein of 86 amino acids. The record is from RefSeq and is a predicted model, not a curated record. The transcript has a single exon. NCBI's taxonomy places the organism in Eukaryota, Parabasalia, Trichomonadida, Trichomonadidae.
AUGUCGAAUGAUGAACUUAUGCAAACUUUGAAUAAGGUUUCAGAACUAACUGCAAAAGUUGCAAGUGCAGAGAAAAUAAUCCAAGAAACCGAUUCUUCUGAAAACGAACAAGAGAGGAAAAAGAAAAUUAUAGAAACCAAAGAAGAACUUGCUAAAACAAAAGAACAAAUUGAUCAAUUUAAAGCUCAAAUCAUUCUUAUGCAAGAACAAUUUAAACUUCAACUCCAACAGCAAAGAAAAUUGAUGCAAAAUACAAAGUAA